Ananas comosus (pineapple) is the source of this 889-nucleotide messenger RNA. RefSeq names its product CASP-like protein 4U1. Lineage: Eukaryota; Viridiplantae; Streptophyta; Magnoliopsida; Poales; Bromeliaceae. The record is from RefSeq and is a predicted model, not a curated record.
AAGACGUGUGGUGGCCAAACACGCCUCUGCCCCUUCUGUACCCUUCACAUCUCCAUUUCGUCGAACACCUUCGCUUCGCCAUGGACGCCGCGUUCUCCGGCCCCGUCUCCUCCCUCCGACCCCUCCCUUUCCUCUCCCCGAACCCUAAUCCCACCAAGGAUCCCCCACUCAACCACCUCCUCCUCCUCCUCAGACCCCAACAACCUCCUCCUUCUCAGACCCCUUCUUCCCUCCUCUCCCUCCCCUCCUUCCCCACCCUCGCCCCCAAACCCAGACCCCCUCCUCCCCCUCCCACCUCCACCCUUCCCUCCUCCGCCUCCGCGCACGGCCCCGUCCACCGCCGCGCCGCCACCGGCUACGCCGCGGCUCUCGCCGACGCCGCGCUCUGCGCCGGCGCGCUCGGCCCCGCCGCGCGCUGCGCGCGGCGCCUCGCGCUCCGCGCCGAGCGGCCCCUACCCGACCCGGCGGCGGCGGCGGCGGAGGAGGAGGAAGGUGGGCUGGAGAGGCACGUGGCGGCGAUGGUGAGGUUGCUGGUGGGGAAGGGGAGGGCGGGGAUGGUGGCGGAGGUGGUGGCGGAGUUUGUGAGGAUCUGCGACGAGCUCGGCGCGACGGAGACGGUGGUGGUGGAGAAGCAAGCGAGGAGGAGGGGAAGGGUGAAGAGGAUCAGCGAGGAGACCAAGAUGAGGCCCAGCCAUCUCUUCGCCGUAUAAUUUUAUUUUAUUUUAUUUUUUUGUAAAAGAAAUCCUUUCUCGACCCCUUAAGGAAAAUACAUGUAAAUUGAAAUGACAUCUCAGUUGAUGUUUGAUAUCCAUUUGGAAAUGGAUAUAUGGUGUCAAAUAUUAUUGUUCACUCGCAAAUUAAGAAAUAUUUUUACCUUCGCAUUCUCGUA